UUUACGGUAAAACAGCUACCUGCUACUCGUGUCAGAAAAUAACCUAUUUUAUUGUUGACAAUUAUUUGUCAACAAGAUGAUAGGAACUAAACGAAAUACAGAUUUAUGAAUAGUUGGAAGCAUAUAAAAUUAUUUUAUUUUUAAACAUAGUACUGCUGGGUUUAUAAGAAUAUUAUUUCUUGUGCGGAAUUAAUUUUGUGACAAGUAAUUGACAGAUGACACAUAACCCAGUCAGUAAUUAAAAUUUGUACUUCCUACUUGCUAAUGCUGUACAUAAAUGUGAAUUUAUGUUUUUUGAUAAAGACUAAAACAAUUAAUUAUUAUCACUAAAAGUGAUAUCUAUCUCAAGAUAUGUGUUAUGAUAAAGUUUAUUGAAUUUAUUUUAUAUUAUAUUUCUAAUUUCUGUAUUCACGAAUAAUAAUAACAAAAAAAGAAAAAAAGAUGCUGAACAGAGUUAAAUCAGUAUUGAUGAAUGCGAUGGGUGGGAGUGAACUUGGCCUACAAUACCCUACUGAUUCUGAUAAUGAAACAGUAACAGAUUAUCUUAAUUCAAACAUUACUGCAGAAGUCGAAAAUAAACCGUAUAGUAGACCUAGUUUUCUAGGAUUAACUACAGAAGAAACUCAAGUAAGUGCUGAUCAUAGGGUAAGACCAAUUAUAGUUCCAAGAGAUUUAAGUCGGUUACCAUGGUGUGCUGGUUAUGCGGAAUGUAUAAAUGCUGGAAAAAGUACAUGGAAUGAAGAUCAAACUUCUGCAACCAGAGGAGAUCUUAAAUUAUCAGAUGUUAAUGUUACAUUGCCUUAUGUCAUAUUUUCUAUGUUUGAUGGACACGCUGGUUAUCAAGUGGCUUUAACAGCAAGAUUACACUUACAUAGGAUAAUCUUGGGAAGAUUAAUGGCAAUACCUGGCAAUAUGUUGCUAAAUGAAGAUGAAGAUGAGCUUAUAAAAGGAAGAGAUUUAGUAAUUGGUGCUAUUGAAUUAGCAUAUAGACAAAUGGAUCAAAUGGUAGAAACACAAGCUCAAGGAGGGGGAGGUGGUUGUACAGCAAUUACCAUUCUAUUCCUCAAUGGUAGAUUAUAUGCUGCAGGUGCUGGUGAUUCAAGAGCUGUAUUAGUUUUGGGAGAGAGUCAGCGUGCAUUAACAAGAGAUCAUACUCCUGAUUCAGAAUCAAAUCGUGUCAGAGCAUUAGGAUUUUUAAGAAGUACUGAGUUAUUGAAAGGUCAUUUUACACCACUAGAAUUUAGAAAACGACCUUUGCAAAAAGAAUUAGGGUCUUUGGUUUUGUAUAGAGAACCUUACAUGACUGGUUGGGCAUAUAAAGUAUUAACACUGUCCGAUUUAAAGCUACCUCUCAUCUCUGGACAUGGCAAAAGGAGUCGCGUAAUGGGUACUAUAGGAGUAACACGUGGUUUUGGAGAUCAUGGCUUAAAAGCAGCUAGUACAGGAGUACAUAUAAAACCAUUCCUAUCAUCGCAACCCGAAGUGCAAUCUAUAAAUUUAGAUAGUUGUAAUCUCACAGAACGUGAUUGCAUUAUUGUAGCCACAGAUGGACUUUGGGAUGUUGUGUCAGAUAAAGCAGCAGCGAAUAUACUUAGAAAGACACUAGCUCCUGAUAAUCCAUCAUUAGAAUACAGACUGACAAUGGGCGCUCAAGAAUUGGUACAAGCAGCACGCGGUAGAUUAGUUGGACGAGCGUGGGUUGGUAAAUCAGAAAAUCUUGAAGAAACGGAUGAAAAAUUUUCACCUAUGGCAUCGGUUGAUGAUAUCAGUGUCUUAGUGGUACCAUUAUAUCCUUACUUGUGCGAACAUAAACAGUGGUUGAAAACAACACAACAAGAAAGAAGAUAUUCCAUGGAUUCGUUACACAUAUCAGUUAAUAAUUCUGUAUAAUAAAUGAUCAGAGCUGUAGGUAUUGAUUACUUUGUGUUUCAGUAAGAAUGUUGCAGUUGAGAUCAAGUGUAUAUUCACAGACUAGUAUCAUGAUUAAUCACCAAAAUACCGUUGCUUUUACAUUGCUUUUAACAGAUAUAUAUAUAUAUAUAUAUAUAUAUAUAUAUAUAUAUAUAUAUAUAUAUAUAUAUAUAUAUUGAAUUUUUAAACUACUAAACAUUUCUCUCUUUUUUUUUUUUGAAAGUGAUAAUUUAUUGUAUACUGCCACGUUUUAAAAGUGUAAUUUAAAAAAUGCCAUGAUUAUUUAACAGAACAUUCCAAAUGUAGAGUGUUGAAUAUAAUGUAAGUAACUUAAUUUUAAAUAGCAUACAGCAUACAAAGUAGAAAUAAAGUCUAUAAUUUUUAAAUUGUAUGCAUCUAUUGUAA
Frieseomelitta varia is the source of this 2316-nucleotide messenger RNA. RefSeq names its product protein phosphatase 1H. Gene Ontology annotation, molecular function: cation binding; protein serine/threonine phosphatase activity. The transcript is spliced from 6 exons. Bases 442 to 1890 code for a protein of 482 amino acids. Gene Ontology annotation, biological process: protein dephosphorylation. The record is from RefSeq and is a predicted model, not a curated record. Lineage: Eukaryota; Metazoa; Arthropoda; Insecta; Hymenoptera; Apidae.